Gossypium arboreum is the source of this 1385-nucleotide messenger RNA. Its product is annotated as disease resistance protein RGA2-like. NCBI's taxonomy places the organism in Eukaryota, Viridiplantae, Streptophyta, Magnoliopsida, Malvales, Malvaceae. The record is from RefSeq and is a predicted model, not a curated record. The transcript is spliced from 2 exons. Bases 250 to 573 code for a protein of 107 amino acids.
UGCCCAAGUUGAUGUAAUUGUGCAGAGCACCAAAGUGUCAUCAUCGCAACUUUGUCUCCAUCCCACUAAUCAACAUUAUUUUCAUUUAAUUAUACUACUUGCUGGGUGUGGAUGGGAAUAUCUAUAAAAAUUCUUAGUCUCCGCCAGUUUGGAUCCACACCGGUGUCUCCUCUUGUUCCAAUCGUUUUCAUUUUAGUCCACCUCUUGCAAUAACCAAACACUUUUGCUUGAUUUCAGUUUGAACCGGCAAUGGCCGAAGCAAUUGCAUUCGACCUCGCUGUAGAGCUUAUUACUAAAUUGAGCUCCUUUACUCUCUCUCAAAUUGGACUGUGUUGGAAUGUCAAAGAUGACCUUGACGACCUCAAAAGCACCGUCUCCACAAUCAAAGCUGUGCUUCUUGACGCAGAACAGCGAUCUGUGACCAGCCAUCUCGUCAAAGAUUGGCUUGAAAAGCUGAAAGAUGUACUUUAUGAUGCCGACGACCUGCUCGAUGAUUUCUCUACCGAAGCUUUGCGGAAAGAUCUAUUGGGUGGGAACAAGUUAACGAAAGAGAUGUUUUUGAUGUCAAAAUAAUUGUAGAAAAUAUGAUCAAAUCUGCAACUGGUGAAGCACCGAAUCAAAAACUCGACAUGGAUCAAUUGCAAACCCAACUUCGAGGAAAAAUUGGUGGGAAAAAAAUAUUUGCUUGUUUUGGAUGACAUUUGGAAUGAGGAGUGGGAAGAAUGGGUUAGUUUAAAAGAGUUAUUAGUAGGUGGGGCUAAAGGAAGUAGGAUAAUAGUAACUACUCGCUCUUUGAGAGUAGCAAAGGUUACUAGUAAAUGUCAACCUUAUGUUCUGAAAGGCUUGUCUGAUGACGAUGCUUGGUCUUUGUUCAAAGAAAUAGCAUUUGAGCAAAGAUAUGCAGACUCAACAAAUGCAGCCUUUGUAGAAAUAGGGAAACAGAUUUUGGAAGGGUGUGGUGGGGUUCCUUUGGUCAUAAGGACGAUAGCAAGUACAUUAUCUUUCAAAGAAACUGAAAAGGAGUGGCGUUCUUUCAAAGAUAAUGAAUUUACUAGAAUAUGUCAAAACGAAGGUAAAAUUCUAGAUACACUUAAGUUGAGCUACGAUCAUCUCCCAUCCCAUUUGAAGCAUUGCUUUGCUUACUGCCGACUGUAUCCAAAAGAUCAUGAAAUUCAUGUACGAACUCUUGUUCAGUUUUGGAUUGCACAAGGCUUCGUAAAGCAAUUGAAUUCAAAUCAAUCUUUUGAGGAGAUCGGGUUGGGGUAUUUUAUAGAUUUAGUUGAAAGAAGUUUCUUUCAAGAAGUGGGAGAAAGAUAUUCGUGGGAAGGUCUAACAUGUAAAAUGCAUGAUUUAAUGCAUGAUCUAGCUGAAUCAGUAUCAGGGAC